CGCGGCGCUGUACGUCCAAGAUGGCGGCGCCCUGUAGGCUGGAGGGACUGUGAGGUAAACAGCUGAGGGGGAGGAGACGCUGGUGACCAUGAAAGACACCAGGUUGACAGCACUGGAAACCGAAGUACCAAUUGUCCCCAGAACAGUCUGGUAGUGGCACCAAUGAAGAAUCUUCAAAGUUUUUAGCACACGUCCUGAACCCAGCACAGCACAUUCGUGUAAGAUAAUGGCCCAGCAAGCAAAUAUUGGGGAGCUCCUCUCCAUGCUGGAUUCCCCCAUGCUGAGUGUGCGUGAUGACGUAACAGCCGUCUUUAAAGAGAACCUCAAUUCUGACCGUGGUCCGAUGCUUGUCAACACCUUGGUGGAUUAUUACCUGGAAACCAAUUCUCAGCCUGUAUUGCACAUCCUGACUACCUUGCAAGAGCCACAUGAUAAGCACCUCUUGGACAAAAUGAAUGAAUACGUGGGCAAAGCCGCCUCUCGGUUAUCCACCCUCUCGUUACUGGGCCACGUCGUGAGGCUGCAGCCAUCUUGGAAGCAUAAGCUCUCUCAAGCACCUCUUUUGCCUUCUUUACUAAAAUGUCUCAAGAUGGACACCGACGUCAUCGUCCUCACCACGGGGGUCUUAGUGUUGAUAUCCAUGCUCCCAAUGAUUCCGCAGUCGGGGAAGCAGCACCUUCACGAUUUCUUUGAUAUUUUUGGCCGUCUUUCGUCAUGGUGCCUGAAGAAGCCAGGCCACGUGACGGAAGUCUAUCUCGUCCACCUCCACGCCAGUGUUUACGCUCUCUUCCAUCGCCUGUAUGGGAUGUACCCUUGCAACUUUGUCUCUUUUCUGCGUUCUCACUACAGUAUGAAGGAAAACCUAGAGACUUUUGAAGAAGUGGUCAAGCCAAUGAUGGAGCACGUGCGAAUUCACCCAGAAUUAGUGACUGGAUCCAAGGACCAUGAACUGGACCCUCGAAGGUGGAAGAGGUUAGAAACACAUGAUGUUGUCAUAGAAUGUGCCAAAAUCUCUCUGGACCCUACGGAAGCCUCAUAUGAAGAUGGCUAUUCUGUGUCCCACCAGAUCUCAGCCCGUUUCCCUCAUCGUUCAGCUGAUGUCACCGCCAGUCCUUAUGUUGACACACAGAAUAGCUAUGGGAGUGCUGCUUCUACCCCUCACUCCACUUCUCGGCUGACGUUGUUAAACACGCCAGGGCAGCUACCUCAGACUCUGAGUUCCCCAUCGACACGGCUGUUAACUGAGCCGCCACAAGCUACUCUUUGGAGCCCAUCUAUGGUUUGUGGGAUGACCACUCCUCCGACUUCUCCUGGAAAUGUCCCACCUGAUUUGUCACACCCUUACAGUAAAGUCUUCGGUACAGCGGCAGGUGGAAGAGGAGCUCCUCUGGGAACCCCUGCAACCUCUCCUCCUCCAGCCCCACCCUGCCAUUCGGAUGACUACGUGCACAUUUCACUCCCACAGGCCCUGGCCACAGCCCCCAAGAAGGAAGAGAGAACAGAUUCUGCAAGGCCCUGUCUACACAGACAACACCAUCUUCCGAAUGACAGAGGAUCAGAAGAGCCAACCGGGAGCAAAGGAUCUGUCACUCUCAGUGAUCUUCCAGGGUUUUUAGGCGACCUGGCUUCUGAAGAAGAUAGCAUUGAGAAAGAUAGAGAGGAAGCGGCGAUAUCUAAAGAACUGUCUGAGAUCACGACGGCUGACGCCGAGCCCCUGGUUCCUCGUGGAGGCUUUGACUCUCCCUUCUACCGGGACAGUCUCCCGGGCUGCCCGCGAAAGACCCACUCAGCCGCCUGCAGCGCUCAGGGCACCAGUGCGAACCCUGAGCCUUUCAACUCCUCCCUGGACAAGCUGGGGCCUGACACACCUAAGCAGGCCUUUACCCCCAUAGACCUUCCCUGCAGGGGUGCCGAGGAGAGCCCCGCCGGGCACAGAGAGCUCCAGGCCUUGCUGGAGAGCAGCAUCCUCACUCCCAGCCCUUGUAAAAUCCCACUGCACAAGGAAGUGGGGUGUGGCAGUGGGCAGCCUGCCCCGUAUGAUCAUCUUUUUGAGGUGGCGUUGCCAAAGACUGCCCAUCAUUUUGUCAGCAAGAAGACCGAGGAGCUGCUAAAGAAAGCGAAAGGGAACGCAGAAGAGGACUACAUGCCGUCCGCCUCCCCCAUGGAGGUGCUGGACAGGCUGAUACAGCAGGGGGCAGAUGCACACAGCAAGGAGCUCAGCAGGUUGUCCUUACCCAGCAAGUCUGUGGACUGGACCCACUUUGGAGGCUCUCCUCCCUCAGAUGAGAUCCGCACCCUCCGUAACCAGUUGCUUUUACUGCACAACCAGUUACUCUAUGAGCGUUUUAAGAGGCAGCAGCACGCGCUCCGGAACAGGCGGCUCCUGCGCAAGGUGAUCAGGGCGGCGGCUCUGGAGGAGCACAACGCGGCCAUGAAAGACCAGUUGAAGUUACAAGAGAAAGACAUCCAGAUAUGGAAGGUUAGUCUGCAGAAAGAACAAGCCAGAUACAGUCAGCUUCAGGAGCAGCGAGACACAGUGGUCACCCACCUCCACAGCCAGAUCAGACAGCUGCAGCACGACCGGGAGGAGUUCUACAACCAGAGCCAGGAGUUACAGACGAAGCUGGAGGACUGCAGGAACAUGAUUGCAGAGCUGCGCGUGGAACUGAAGAAGGCCAACAGCAAGGUGUGCCACACGGAGCUGCUACUCAGCCAGGUGUCUCAGAAGCUCUCAAAUAGUGAGUCAGUCCAACAGCAGAUGGAGUUCUUGAACAGACAGCUGUUGGUUCUUGGGGAAGUCAACGAGCUGUACCUGGAACAGCUGCAGAGCAAGCAUUCAGACACCACAAAGGAAGUAGAAAUGAUGAAAACUGCAUAUCGGAAAGAACUAGAAAAAAACAGAAGCCACGUUCUCCAGCAGAAUCAGAGGCUCGAUACUGCUCAAAAAAGGAUUUUGGAACUGGAAUCUCAUCUGGCCAAGAAAGACCACCUUCUUUUGGAACAGAAAAAAUAUUUAGAGGAUGUCAAACUCCAGGCAAGAGGACAGCUGCAGGCCUCAGAGAGCAGGUAUGAGGCUCAGAAGAGGAUCACCCAAGUGUUUGAAUUGGAGAUCUUAGACUUGUACGGCAGGUUGGAGAAGGAUGGUCUCCUGAAAAAACUUGAAGAAGAAAAAGCAGAAGCAGCAGAAGCAGCAGAAGAAAGGCUCGACUGUUGUCGUGACGGCUGCUCGGAUCUUGUGACAGGGCACAAUGAAGAGGCGUCUAGCCGAAAUGGUGAGACCAAGCCCCCCAGGCCCAGCGGCGCCCGGGGCGGUAGUGGAAGUAGAGGCGGUGGAGGUGGCAGCAGCAGCAGCAGUGAGCUUUCUACCCCGGAGAAGCCCCUAAACCCGAGGGCGGGCCCGUUCAGCAGUCGGUGGGAAACUGCCGUGGGAGAGCCCUCCGUGGGCAUCCCUGCGACUGUUGGCUCACUGCCCAGUUCAAAAAGCUUCCUGGGCAUGAAGGCGCGCGAGUUAUUUCGUAAUAAGAGUGAGAGCCAGUGCGAUGAGGACGGCCUGACCAGCAGUGGCCUUUCUGAGACCCUAAAGACAGAGCUGGGCGAAGACUCGGGCGUGGAAGCCAAGCCUCCCCUGAACGUGGACGGCCCGCAGCCGCCGCCCCUGCAGCCGGACAGCGUGGGGCAGCUCCGCAUCAUGGACUACAACGAGGCACAGCACGGGCACAGCUAGGGGUGGCGCCGGGCAGUGCUAGCUGUGUGCCGCUGGCCGAGAACACAGGUGUGAGCGCCCGCUCCCGAGCGUCCCUGUCUCCAGGCUUCGAGGGGCUAGCUCCCGCACAGGAAAUGGGCUAGGGGUCCUUUGACAGUUGACUGAAUGCAGAACGGUUUUUGGAUCUGGCAUUGAAAUGCCUCUUCAGCUUCCCUUCGACCGUCCCCGAACCCUCUGUUUCAUUUACCUGGCAGCCUGUACUAACCCGAGGGCCAGGGUGCGUUCCUCACUAGCUUUAUUUUCUUCCUUUUCCCCCAAAUGGUUGCGUCCUUUGAACCUGUGCAAUAUGAGGCCAAAUUUAACCCUGGAGCCUAACACCCCACCUGCUCCUUUCCUGCAGCUCACAUAGCUGGGUGGGCUCUCCGUGAGCCCAGGUCAUUGGUGGCAUCGCAGGUAAGUCUGGUUUUGUCCCUUUUCAGGAGGAUGUGACAUGCAAAGCUGAUCAGUCUUCACGAGAGCUUUUACAUGAGAUGUUGUCACUGCUUUUGGUUCUAACAUCCAGCAUCUAAAGCUGCAGAUCUAGAAAAACAGUGGUUUAUUCUCUCAAGUUCUUUUGGCGGUUCUGAUAAGCUUCCUAGAGAGUUCCAUGUGAACAGAGGUCUGUCGUUGAAAGAGUCUGGAGCUGGCUCUGAGGAGACCAUGCUCCCCUUCAGGAGCGCUCUGCCCCUGGCCCCGCCCCCUCUCGUUUAUGUGGCAGUCCUUGAAAGCUGCUGCUGUUCUGAGCACAGGCUGGGCUGUGGGUGGUGAGACUCGCUCUCUGUGGGAGGGAGGGUGGUGACGGGCGCACCUCCCCGACAAGGAAGGCGCUGUAGAUGAGGCCCUGCCCUCCAGGUGGGGCGGUGCUAGCUGUCUGCCUCCCUUCCCUGUACUGAGUGCCUCCUGUUUAAGUCAGCUUCUCUGUGAUGCUGCAGCAGAAAGGCUCUGAAGGUCCAAAGAGUUUCUUCAAAGUUUUAUGACCAUCAUUUCUCAGGCUGUGAGAGUUGCCUCACUGUAGUAGAUUCUGGGCCACCAAAAAGGUAACAGCUUUCUCACACCAGUGCUGACUUUCAGGGGCCGACCCCGCAGGGAGCCUGGUGCUCCUCCCCUCGCACGUGCUGGGCUGGCAGAGUGCUAAAGCAGGGUCCUGGAGAGGGUGACAGAGGCUGACUGCCUGGACCCACAGGGCUGCCCGCAAACGCUCGGGAGAGGUGACACCAGUCAGAACACGGGUGGUGGCAGAGAAUCUGAACUCAGCAGGUGCCCCUGAAAGAAGUGCUAGAAGCCUAAGCAUUGUUGUCUGGUGUUCCAGCUGAGACCGAGGCAGGGAGAGAUUGGUAGGAAAGAGCCAAUGAACCUGGCUUUUCUCUUUCUCUUCUUUCAGUUAAAAGUGUAGAAGCAUUCAUCUGUGAGGAGGGAAAAGGCAGACUGAAAUGGUACGAAACUUUAGGGCAUAUGGAAGCUUCCAGCACAUGAGGGUAAAAGUCUCUUUUUUAAAGUGCGGCAAUAAGUACUGUAGCCUCUAACCAGUGGGGGCUGGAGACAGAUCUGUGUGGCAGUGGCUGUACCGGCAGAGGACCCACUCGGGACAGGAGUUCCAGGUGUGGCUGAUGGGUCCCAGCCUGAGGGAGGGUGCGGGCCCGCCUGCUCUCACCCCGGCCCAGGCCCGGCAGUUGCCUCUGGAUGCCCGAUGUGGAGUAUUAAUGGCACCAUACGUUUAAUUCAGCUUUUUCCAAAGGAAAGCUUAAAAUUGAAUACGUUCUGGUUUCCUAGUUCAAUUUUAUUUAGAAAAGGUAAACAUGAACAAAUUCAGGAAAGAUUACAAGAUAAUUGUGAAAACUGGUUCUAAAUGCUUAUCCCUCCCCAAGCCCAGGAGUGCUGUACCACAGAACAGAGAUACUAGGCAUAAGAGUCAGAGCCUUUUACCCUAACUGGCAAAAGCAAGGAGGCCAAUGUAAAGAAAGAAAGAAAUAUUUUUUAAUGGGCAGAUUGUGAAAAUAUAGGGAAGAAGGAGGCAGCGUGGUAAAGUGGACAGGCCUGGGCUGGAGGCCCUGCGCAGCUUUACAGCCACAGCUGACCCAGAGCAGCUGCACUCGGCUUCCUUUGGGCUCUAGGAGGCCAUGGGUUUUAUUCAGCCAAGGCUGGGGUGAGGAAUGGAGGCUUGGAGUCGUGCUGAAGUUACCCAGCCUGAAAAUUUAGGCUUUGAUAUUGCAGAGGACUUGAGUCGAGAAGAAAGUUUGGUUUGGUUUUGAGAAUGAUAGGCCUGCUGAGAGUCAGUGGGUCACUCAAUUAUGUGGCAGUGAGUAUUUUUAAGGAUGGGAAGGUGAUAGUGGUAGAGGAACUCCCGAGAGAGAAUUCAGGCCUGGGAACAGGCAGGACGAAGGCAGGAGAACCGUCCUGUUCCAGCAGAGCCUGCACUGAGGCUAAGCAGAGUGGUGUUCACAGAUGUUAGGGUUUGUCUCCGCCGGCUCGCUUGGAGCAGGCUUUCCUGCCUCAGAGCUGUUUGGCCGUUGUCCAUUACCUGUUCUGAUUGCCAGCUGACACUAGCCAGGGUCAGCACAGACCCUGAGAAGAUUGAAGUCUGCUUCUUGGGAGCAUGAAACCUUGUUUUAAAAGGGAGCACUACAGCAUCAUUGCUGGGGGCGGGGCGGUGAUAGCAUGGUCUCCAUAGAGAAGAUGAGUUCCUGAACCUACAGCAGGUAAAUAAGCACAUGGAUCCCCAUCAGACAGAACUUCCAUGGAUUUUUAAAAAGUGUUUGAUGAGGUUCUGCCACAAGUCUAUGGAAUUUGUUACUGUGGAGUUGGAAGAACUAUCUGGUUGUGAAUAAGAAAACUAACAGAAAUCCAAAGUUAGGAGACAGAGAUCAUUUCUUGGGUCAGAGGUCUCUGUGGAGGUGAAUGCUGGGACCAGCUGUAUAAGGUGGGUGGGUAGAUGUGCCCUCCCCAGGUUUGUCAGCAGAGUUUUUCAGGAUGGAAAACUGUCUCACCUUUGGGAAUAAGCUGCUGAGGGUUCUCAUUAGGCUCUGUGAGUGGAGAGAGAUGAUGGAUGAGCUACUUUGUGAGCCAGAAUGUACGUACUGUGUUUAGGGGCAAAUCCUCCAAACUCUUCUUAUAAGGUAGACUGUUAAAAUCCAGGGAAAGGUCCCGGAAGCAAUUGGAAGGAUUAGCCCACCGUGCCAUGUGGCCAAAGAGGCCAGCACCCCACUGGCAAACCUAGGACAGUGGGAAACAAAACUCCAGACCCGGGCCAUCCCCGUUUGCAACAGCACAUGUAGUUUCCAAUGUUUUUGUUGAGAAAGAUAAAACUCUAGUAGUUUUGUAAAGAGGAUAAAUGACAUGAUGGUGAUGAGAGAGGGCCCGUGGAGACCACGGAGGCUCAGAUUCACAGUUCAGAAUAAAAAAAUUGGGUGUUUCUGUGUAGAGAAUAUAACAAAAGUGCUAUGACUAGCCAAUGUGAAUUUUUACCAAAUACUAGAACAUACCACUUGAAGCUAGAAAGAAAUAACUAAAGAACAAGUGAAAGUACUACAUGAAGAUGCGGUUUUUCUAACCAAAAACAAUAAGAUGUGGUAGACAGUGUGGACAGGCCUAAGGAGGGUUUGGGCAGAGUGAAGACUGAGUCCAGAGCUGCUGUCGAGGUGGAGCACCGCCCACCUUGUGUGGAUGCUCUCAGAGAGGCCAACUGUCCCCCUUAGAGUGGCCCUGGGAGCAGCCUGAGCCUGCUCAGAAGCAUGUGUCUCGUGCGAGGAAUGGCCCAAAUCAGCACAUCUUACUCUGGGCAUUUUCACUCUUUGAGGUAUGUGCUUUAAAACUGACCAGCAGUGAGUGUGGGAUGAUGUUUGCGUAUCUGUUUACAUCCAGAGUUCUUUGAUACAUGCCCCUGCCCUCCCCUGUCCCAGACCGCAGCAGAGGAAAUGAUUGCACUUGAUUAAACUUUUCCCUAUAGACGAAAGAACAAAUUCAGGUUGGGGCCUGGCCCCCAGGCUGCUGCUGUGACCCUUGUCCCCACGUGGCGCAUUUCCCCGUCCACGACCCUGAUGUACCCAGGGGAGCGGCAUUUCCGUCUUCUCCACGCCAUCCUGAGAAAAGAGCGGCUGUGGCUACAGGGGGAGCCUGCCUGGGAGAGUGGAGCACCUGUGCCCACGACGGCUUCUGGCCUCAAAACGAGUUAACGAAGGCAGAAGAGCUUUCUCUCCCCUUCCCGUCGCAGUGCCACAAAAUUGUCCAUCCUCGGGGAUAAGUAGACUAGUUGCACCAUUGGAGUAGAUCUUUUAGAGGAGACCCCUUCCCCCCAGACCAGUCCCUCCCUUUCCCCACCUCGAUACAGUGUUUGGACAGGAGGGUACGGCGCUGCUCUCUGCAGCAGAUACUUUGGCUUAUUGAAGAGGCAGCCAGGCAUUUUGCACUAGGAAGAAUCAGUGAUCACUUUUCAGAAGACUUCUAUGGACCAUAAGUAUAUUACGGAGGAACAGAUUUUGCUAGAACAUAAUCUAGUUUUGUAACUCAAUCAUGGAUCAACCGUAUGUGGCUAACUUGCAGUUUAAAGGGGUCCCAUCAGUGAAAAGCAGAUUUUUUUUGGCUGACUGCUUUUAGCUAAAUGUAAGAAAGUCCUCUCUUGUCAAAAGGUUUACAGCUUCCCGUCUUGAUCUUAAAAGCAUGUCAGACAGUCCGCAUCAGAUGCCAUAGACGUGAACCGCGAGAGGAAAUGGUACAAUCUUAGCGAAUGGGAAUUGGAAUCAAAAGGGUUUGCUGUCCUUCUUAGAAUGUUCUAAAAUGUCAAGGCAGUUGCUUGUGUUUAACUGUGAACAAAUAAAAAUUUAUUGUUUUGCACUA
This is a messenger RNA of Hippopotamus amphibius kiboko, 8572 nucleotides long. RefSeq names its product TSC complex subunit 1 (gene TSC1). Gene Ontology annotation, cellular component: TSC1-TSC2 complex. NCBI's taxonomy places the organism in Eukaryota, Metazoa, Chordata, Mammalia, Artiodactyla, Hippopotamidae. The record is from RefSeq and is a predicted model, not a curated record. The coding region runs from base 227 to 3724 and encodes 1165 amino acids. Gene Ontology annotation, biological process: negative regulation of TOR signaling; regulation of cell cycle; negative regulation of cell population proliferation. The transcript is spliced from 23 exons.